AUGAGGCCCUGGAAAUGCCAGCUGGAGAAACAGAAUUCCGGGUUCCGGCAGGUGACGGUGUUGCCCUGGUUCGGGGUCUGUGGUCAGACCAACGUCACCUGCAGGGUAGUGAAGGGGAAGGUGGUAGAGGAAGGCAAGUGGCCAUGGCACGUGAGCAUCCUGUUCCUGGGGAUGUACAUCUGCAGUGGCUCCAUCUUCCAUGAGCAUUGGGUCCUCACAGCUGCGCACUGCUUUCAAAGAUCAAAAAACCACAGCGAAUACACUGUGAGGAUGGGAGCCCAGCAAUUUUCCUCAAACGCCGCUCAACAUCCCAUCAGUCUCAUUGUGAUCCAUGAGAACUUCACCAAUCUUGCGUCCCAGGACAUUGCCCUCCUGAGGCUCCAGCAUCCCAUCUCCUGGUCCCACAACAUCCAGCCCAUCUGCCUCCCCGAUGCACAAAACAAGCCGUCUAUUGGUUCCAUGUGUUGGAUGGUUGGGCAGUAUCUCUCUCUCUCCUCAGGGGUCACAUCAUCCCCAAAGACCACAGCAUCCUCAGGGGUCCAGAUGCCCACCCUCAACAAUCUUCAGGAGGUAGUAGUCAAGAUUGUAAACAAAGACAUCUGUAACCAGAAAUACCAAUUCCUCCUCAAGAAGGGCCAACAGAACUUCAUGGGGACAGACAUGCUGUGUGGCAACUUAGAACGUGGCAUGAAAUUUUGUAAGGUUAACUCUGGCAGCCCCCUGGUCUGCCAAGUGAACAAGACCUGGAUCCAGGUGGGGUUGGUGAGCUGGGGCUUCAGCUGCGGUCGGUCCCAUUUACCAAGCAUCUACACCAGCACUUCCUCCUUCACCAGAUGGAUCAAGAAUCAGGUCUCUGAUGUGAAGUUCACCAGUCAGGCCUGCCUUGCCUUCCUGAGCCCAGUCAUCCUCACUGGCUACAUUUUGCUGGUCUCUUUGGGUUCCUUGUGGCUCCUGUAA
Molecule: messenger RNA, 957 nt
Organism: Chrysochloris asiatica (Cape golden mole)
Lineage: Eukaryota; Metazoa; Chordata; Mammalia; Afrosoricida; Chrysochloridae
Product: serine protease 46-like
Exons: 5
Coding region: 1-957 (318 amino acids)
Biological process (GO): proteolysis
Molecular function (GO): serine-type endopeptidase activity
Source: RefSeq, a predicted model, not a curated record